AUGCAAAACCCAGGAAGGGUAGCGCCAGUCGACGUUGAAAAACUAAUGACGCGCCAAGGGGAGAUUUGCCAAAACUGUGCAGCGUCACCUACACUGUUCCACCCUUCUCCUCGUGACACCGUCACCAUGAGUAGAACCAGGAGACUUCGGUUCAUCUGUUUUAGGGAACAUCCAGCCCCGAGUCAUUGCAUCUUUGGAGAUUGA
Prunus armeniaca (apricot) is the source of this 204-nucleotide messenger RNA. NCBI's taxonomy places the organism in Eukaryota, Viridiplantae, Streptophyta, Magnoliopsida, Rosales, Rosaceae. The record is from the annotation of a GenBank genome assembly.